CCCCCCCCCCCCCCCUGCACGCACCGUCCGCCGUCUCCUCGCGCGCUGGCCUCUUACCUGUCCCCCAAAGAUGAGCCGCUUCCUGCAGAGUGACGACGAGGAUGACUGUAUGUUUGCGCCCCCAAAGAAGCAGGCCCGCGUCGACCAAGUGGGGUCCUCCGCAUCCGAUCUGCUCGACGGCUCGUCGCCCAUUAACAACAAGCUCCCCGCUUCAAGCUCGGCCUCGUCGACCUCCCUCGCCACGGGUGGCGUGGCCCGCAGCACCGUGUCCAAGGCCAAGGUCAAGGCCUUGGCCGAUAACUGGGACGAUGAACAGGGCUAUUAUCAGAUCCGCAUUGGCGAGAUGCUGAAGGGCCGAUACCGGGCAGUGGCCCAGCUGGGUACCGGUGUCUUCAGUAGCGUGGUCCGGUGUGUCGACACACAAUCCCCGGCCCCGGGUGGGGACUCGUCCGCAGCCUCGGGCGGCGUGGAGGUGGCCAUCAAAUUCCUCCGGAGUAAUGCCACCAUGCACAAGUCCGGCAUGCGGGAGUUGGAGGUCCUCAAGCGGCUGAAUGCCGCGGAUCCGCACGACCGGAGCCAUGUUGUCCGUCUCCUGGAUAGCUUUGAGCAUCGGAACCACCUGUGUUUGGUAUUCGAGUCGAUGAAGAUGAACCUUCGCGAGGUGAUCAAGCAGUUUGGCUUGAACACUGGGCUGAACAUCCGCGCGGUGCGGGUGUUCGCGCACCAGCUGUUCCAGUCGCUGGCCCUGUUGAACACCUGCGGCAUCAUUCAUGCCGAUAUUAAGCCCGACAAUAUUCUGGUCAACCGCGGCAAUAACCGCCUGAAGCUUUGCGACUUCGGUUCGGCCGAAUACCGUGAGGAGAAUACGCCGACUCCCUACUUGGCCAGUCGUUAUUAUCGCGCACCCGAGGCCAUCCUUGGUCUGAAGUAUGGCCCUCCCAUCGACGUCUGGGCUGUUGCGUGUACCCUGUACGAGCUCUACACCGGUCACAUUCUCUUCCCGGGGCCAACCAACAAUCAGAUGCUGCGACUCUUCCAGGAAGUGAAGGGCGAGUUCCCGCGGCGGCUGCUGCGCGGUGGGGAAUUCUCUUCUCAGCACUUUGACGACUCCUUCGCCUUCCUGUCCCAGGAGUUUGACAAGACCACCCGGAAGCCGGUCAUGCGGCGCAUUUUCUUUAGCCGGCCCACGCGUGACUUGAAGACGCAGCUCUUGCGGGCGGGGGGCACCAUCCCGCCGCCCUCGCCGGCCGACGCGCCGCUCGUGGCGCAGUUUGUCGACCUGCUGGAGCAGUGUCUGGUCCUGAACCCGACGCGGCGUCUGGAGCCGGCUCGGGCACUGGAGCACCCAUUCAUCGCCACGGCCUUCAAGAAUGGUCUGCCCGUCGCGCCGGCGGUCGCCACCACGCCAGCGGCCGGGGCAGCCACCGCGGCGAUUGCCACCCUCGGCGCCACCACUCCCACGUUGGAGUCGCCCCCGGUAGCGGCUGUGGCCGGGCCUGGCGAGGCUGACGUGGCGGCCAUGAUGCUGCCCCGGUGCCCUGAGCCGGCGCCCGCCGCCGACGAACCAUCCGAGCCGGAGGCCGGGGAGUUGCUCGAGUCGGAGGCGACGCUGGCGGCCCCUUUGGGGCCGUCGCAUUCGGUGCCCGAGCUUCAGCGCGAGGCCUCCCCCCCUUCCGGAGGGCCUCCUCCCCAGCUGGCAGCCGCAGCGGCCGCCGCUGUGGUGACCUCGCAGUCUUCGCCGGCCCUAUCGCGUGGGGCCCCGGCCGGCCGGGGCGGAGCGACGCGAGGUGGACGCGGUGGUGCAGCCAGCAGCUUCCUCCGGCCGCCGGUUGGGAUGUCGGCCUUCACGCGUCUCCCACCAGGAAUGUCAUCCUCGGGUACCGGGGCUCGGCGGGGCGGCCGUGGGCGGUAGUGUUUUGGAGGGUCUUCUCCUUCCUGACAGGCCCCCCCCCCCCC
Messenger RNA from Fonticula alba, 1956 nucleotides. RefSeq names its product CMGC/DYRK/PRP4 protein kinase. Lineage: Eukaryota; Rotosphaerida; Fonticulaceae. The transcript is spliced from 7 exons. Gene Ontology annotation, biological process: peptidyl-serine phosphorylation; peptidyl-threonine phosphorylation; mRNA cis splicing, via spliceosome. Gene Ontology annotation, molecular function: protein serine/threonine kinase activity; ATP binding. The record is from RefSeq and is a predicted model, not a curated record. The coding region runs from base 71 to 1912 and encodes 613 amino acids.